This is a messenger RNA of Eucalyptus grandis, 1444 nucleotides long. RefSeq names its product adenosylhomocysteinase 1-like. The record is from RefSeq and is a predicted model, not a curated record. Bases 1 to 1416 code for a protein of 471 amino acids. Gene Ontology annotation, cellular component: cytosol. Lineage: Eukaryota; Viridiplantae; Streptophyta; Magnoliopsida; Myrtales; Myrtaceae. Gene Ontology annotation, biological process: L-methionine cycle. Gene Ontology annotation, molecular function: adenosylhomocysteinase activity. The transcript has 2 exons.
AUGGCCUUGUCUGUGGAGAGAGCCGCCGGCCGCCGCGAGUACAAGGUCAAGGACAUGUCGCAGGCCGACUUCGGCCGCCUCCAGAUCGAGCUCGCGGAGGACCAAAUGCCCGCCCUCAUGUCCUGCCGCCCGGUGUUCGGCCCCUCGCAGCCCCUCAAGGGCGCGAGGAUCACCGGCUCCCUCCACGUCACCCCCCAGACCGCCGUCCUCAUCGAGACCCUCACCACCAUGGGCGCCAUGGUCCGCUGGUGCUCGAGCAACACCUUCUCCACCCCGGACCACGCGGCAGCCGCCAUCGCCUGCGACUCCGCUGCCGUGUUCGCCUGGAAGGGCGAGACCCUCCAGGGCUACUGGCGGUGCAUGGAGCAUGCUCUCGACUGGGGCCCUAGUGGCGGCCCCGACCUAAUCAUCAGCGACGGGGGUGACGCCAUCCUCCUCAUCCAUGAGGGCAUCAAGGCGGAGGAGGCCUACGAGAGCACUGGGAAUCUCCCCGACCCGGCGUCCACUGACAACCCGGAGUUGCAGAUCGUGCUGAACAUAAUCAGGGAUGGGUUGGAGACCAAUCCGAAGAGGUAUCACAAGAUGAAGGGGAGACUUGUCGGAGUCUCGGAGGGGGCCGCCGCUGCUGUCGAGAGGCUGCACCGGAUGCAGGCCAACGGGACUCUCUUAUUCCCCGUCAUUAAUGUCAACGACUCUGUCAUCAUCAAGACCAAGUUUCAAAACUUGUGCGGUUGCCGCCCCUCCAGGCCGGACGGUCUAAUGACGGCCAUCGACGUCAAGAUCGCUGGUAAAGUUCUCGUGGUCUGUGGAUAUGGAAACGUGGGCAAGGACCACGCUGCUGCCCUCAAGGAGGCCGGUGCUCGCGUCAUCGUGACCGAAAUCGAUCCUAUUCGUGCUCUCCAAGCUCUCAUGAAAAGUAUCCAGGUCCUAACCCUGGAGGAUGUUGUCUCCCAGGCUGACAUCUUUGUCGUCACUGCCGGCGGCAGCAAGGGCAUCAUCACGGUCGACCACAUGAGGAAGAUGAAGAACAACGCCAUCGUCUGCAACACCGGUCCCUUCGAUAAGGCGAUCGACAUGCCUGGCCUUGAGAGCUUCCCGGGCGUGAAGCGCAUCACCUUCAAUCCCCAGACGGACAGGUGGGUCUUCCCCGAUACCGAGUCGGGCGUCAUUGUCUUGGCGGAGGGACGCCUCGUUAACUUGGGUUGCACCAUCAGCCACCCUAGCUCGGUGAUGUCUACCUGCUCCUUCACGAACCAGGCGAUGGCCCAGCUCGAGCUGUGGAUGGAAAGGGACACCGGCAAGUAUGAGAAGAAGGUCUACGCCUUGCCCAAGCAUCUGGACGAGAAGGUGGCCAGUCUUCACCUCGCCAAGCUCGGCGCUAAGCUUACCAAGCUUAGCAAGGAGCAUGCCGACUAGAUCAGCGUCGCCGUUUUAAGAUUCUUGA